CUGCAACCCCGAACACGAGCGCCCCGAACGUCGGUACCAUCUCAGACUUUGCGCGAACAUUACGAGAAGCUCCUACCAGCGCAUGAGGUUCAUACCAUGAGAAGCGAUCUCUCGGCAGAGUCGCGCAGCUCAAGUCCGGCGCAAUCAUGUUCAAGCGCUUUGGGACAGGCUUCGGCCUGGACUUCUUGGACAACAAGAUAGCAGAAGAGCAAGAGAAACAGAAACAGCAGCAGCAGUCUCAAAAAGGUGGUUCUCCUGCCAGGCGGCCUUCAAACCGCCCGCGAAGAGGUAGCGGGAGAAUCGAUCCUCCAGGCGCGCGAUCAGGCAGCAGGUUGCGCGUUCCGGACAGCAGAGAUGGCGUUCCAUUGACGAAAGGGCCUGAUCCGGAAGAGUUCGUCAUUGGCGAUGACGACUCGGUGUCGAGCAUCAGCAGGACAGCCACACCGCAGCCGAGUGGGAGUGAGGACAAGAGCGAGGCAGCGGAGAAGGGACAGACAGAAGGCAAGGAAGGUGAUGCGCAAGAUGGUGACAAAGGAAAGAGCAAGGCUACAGAUGAUGAGCUGCCCGAGCAUGUACAAAAGAAGUUGGCGCAUUUGGAGAAGCUCACUGCUCGGUAUCAAGAUCUAUUGCGCAACUACAGAACCGCUCAUGCCCGCGUAUCACUAAUUGAUCCCUUCGAAGCGACUCUGCGCGAACAUACCCCACUGACCUCCAUAGAGGAGCCCGGAGCCCUGGUCGAGUUCUUGAAUCAGCGUAGUUUGCAGAGCGACAUGGUGCUGGAGGAGCUCAAAAAGGUCGCUGGUCAAAAGAACGAGCUUACAAAAGAAAGAGACGAGCUCAAGAGCAAGCUCGAAGAGGCAGAGAAGAAGGUGAAACAGGCCUUUGACGAUGCUGCCGGCUUGCGUAAAGAAAGGGACGAGGCAAAACCUGCAACCUCGACUGUAGGUGCAGAGAAGAAGGAGGACCCGAAGCCGAAAGACGCAGGCGAUGAUGAUGCGUUCUUCUCGUACGAGGAUGAGGUGUCCCGGGACGAUGAGCUGAAGGCACAGCUUCAAAACAAGGACACACUACUGAAGCAGAAGGACGAGGAGAUUCAGACGUUCCAGGCUAAAGAGAAAGAGCAAACUGAAUUCAUCAAUGAGCUAUCAACGGAAAAUGCAUCAUUGCGCAAGGAUGUUGAGACAGUCAAGAACGAGCUCGAAGUUAAGAAUGUGGACCUCGACGCGGCAAACAAGCACAUCGAGCGGAAGGACAAUGAGAUUGCUUCGAUCAAGCAGGAACUUACUGAGGUCAUCGCUGCUCGUGAUGCAGCGAAGCAGCAGGAGGACGCAGUGGCUGAGAGCCUGGUACAAACGGAGUCUCAGCUCGUCAGCAUGCAGCAAAAGCUCAACGAGUCACAGGAAGCGCUGCGAAUGAAGGCUGUCGAAGCCGAAGCUAGGAAGUCUGAAGCUGAGGCGAAUCUGAAGAAGUACCAAGCAGAACACGCGAAAAAUCUCAAAGAGGGCACGUAUGCGCAGAGAGAUGUCAAGGUCUUAGAAAAUGUGCGCAGUAUACUUCCGAAUCUGCAAGCAGAACUCAAGAAGAAGACGGAGGAGGCCAACAUCGCGGAGGCGCGCGUUGCUGACAUGCAAAAGGAUCUUAAGAUCAUGGAAGCCCAAGCUGCGCAGACGGAGAGCACUACGAAGUAUUUGCGUGAUGUCGAGCGGACUGCAAAGGAAGACAAGCGCAAGCUUCACGAAUUGGAACAACAAAGGGAUGCUUUGCAGAAGAUCGUGGAUUCGAAGAAAGCUCACGAGCAGAAGGUCGCCAGUCUGCAAGUCGAGCUCAAGCAGGCACGGGCAGAUCGUGACAAAGCGUACUACGCGAUCAUCAACUGCGGAAAAUGCGAAACUCCAGAGCAAACGGCGGAGAAAGCGGCAGCUAAAUCAGCAGAAGUGGCGACACCCACAGAGGAGACGGCCAGUACGGCCACGAGAUCGCGUCUCGGCUCUGAAACGACAGAACUUAGCACACAGCCUACUGAGCCUGGAAGUGAAUCAGCGAACGCUGGCACACCACCAAUCGCAGAAGAUGACGAUAAACAAGUUCCGACCGGUUCGGCUAAGAAAAAGAACAAGAAAAAGUCGAAGAAGAAGCCAAAGAAGACUGAAACAGAUGGCGAGACCGCAACCGCUGCCGAGACGAGUGAACAAUCGACAGUCGGCGUAACAGUGGAAGACCUGAUUCGUGAUCGUGAAGCAGCAUCAGCGAAACUGAAGCAUAAAUUCGCAGGAAAUCCGAUCAUCCCGCUGCUCGAAGAUAUGCACGAGUACGUGAGAAACCGGACUGAAGCUGUCAGCGAUAGUCACGACAGUCACAUUGCGCAUCUGGAGGAACGAAUUGAGAGGUCUGAGCAAGAGAUCAAGAACAAGAUGGUCAUCAUUCGGGACCGAGAGGACCAGAUUGAUAUGCUCAAAUCUUCGCUGUCUAAUCAGACUUAUGCCAAAUCAGAGGCGGUAUUUGAGGAAGAAAUUGAGAGGUUGACCAAGGAGAUGGAGGCUUUGAAGGAGGAGCGAGACGCGAAGAGCAUCAAACUGUUGGGGCUUGAACAAGCUCGCCUAGAAGCUGGAGAGGCUGCGCUCAAGGACGACAGCACAAGCUGGCAAGACAGGGCUGACGAGUUGCAAGUCCGCAUCGACGCGUUGGAACAGGAGCUCGCGGAGAAGAACGACAGGAUCAGUAAGCUCACUGUUGAUCUCAGCGAGACCGGAGAAAGGCUGGGCAAGGCUGAGGAGAAGAUCAAGAGCCAAAUCGCGAAUGAGGAGCUGAUCGAGAGUCUGAAGGAGGAGAAGGAGGAAUUGCAAGAUUCAAUGCUAGAGCACGGCAAAGCAGCCACUGACGCCAAGCACGAGCUCAAAGAAGUGAAGGAAAAGCGCGACACGUUGCAGAAAGAACUUGACGAGACUGAGUUGGAGUCUGCAAAACGCGAAAAACAGCUCAAGGAGGCCGAAAAGCGUGAGAAAGAUCUCCAGGCUCGACUGACUGAAGUGGAAGCCGAAUUGACUGCCGCAAAAUCCACUGGAGCCUCGAGCGAGGAGCUGCAAGCGGCCAACGAGCAAGUGGAAAGUCUCAAGCGUGAGAAGGAAUCAUUGCAGGUCGCAAAAGAUGCAGGCGAGGCACAGCUUGAGGAACUGAAAGCACAGCACGCUGCCAGUGGUACGGAACGGAACGCGAAGCAGCAAGCUGUGGUCGAUGAGUUGGAGAAGCUGAAGAGUCGAGCCGCCGAGCUGGAAAAGGAUCUCGCAGCGUCGGAGAACCUAGCACAACAGCGCUUCAAGGAUUUGACUUCGACGAAAGAGCUCAACAAUCAGUUUCAGGUUCAGCUUAAGAAGCUGAAGCAAGAGAGUGAUGAGCUGCGAAGUGUCAAGGCCGAGCUAGAGAAGUCCAAUGCUCUUGUCAAGAAAGUCGAGGGCAAGGCCAAAGACCUGCGAUCAGAAAUCGCAGAGUACAAGUCCCAAGCUGCCGACAAGGACACUGAGCUUGCGGUGCUGCGAGGUAAAGUGAAGACUGGAGAGGAUCGAGGCAAGGCGCUUGAGGAGUCGUACGAAACCGCUCGGAAGGAUCUGGAGAAGACACAGAAUGCCCGCGACGAGGCCAUCGACGCGAAAGAGAAGCUUGAAGCCAGCUACAAGAAGCUGGAAGACGAUCUCAGGAAGCAAAAGCCCAGGCUGGAUGAGCUUGAGAAGCAGGUCCAGAAGCUCAGUGCAGAGAACAACAACCUGCGCGAGGAAUUGCAAACCAAAGCAACAUUACAGGCCAGCGCAGACAGCUACGUGCAGAGCGUGCAAGAUCAGAGUCGUGAACUUGCGACGCGCUCCAAGGAAAUGCAGGAGCGAGUUGAAAGUCUCGAGGAGGAGCUGGCCGAUACACAACGCUCGUUGCUUGAACGUAGCAGAGAAGGCGACACCAUGAAGAGACUGCUUGCCGAUGCCGAGAGCAGAGCAGAGGCUAAAGUCAAGGAGCUUCGCGAGCAGCGAGACCUUGCCAUUGAAGAGCGUGACCGUGCUGAAGCAGAUGCCAGCACAGUGGGGCGUAAGAAGGCACGCGAGAUCGAGGAGCUCAAGACCAAACUUCGUGAAGUGGAAUAUGAGGCUUCGCGCGCGAGUGAGGCCCGCAAGGAUGCUGAGAAGCGCGAGCAGGACUUCAAGAGCUCAAGAGCUGAGCUCGAAAGACGCCUCGCACAGGCGCAAGAAGAUGCCGAAGCGGCGCGAACUGCGAUGACACAGCUCCAGAACAGUCUGGACGAAGGUGACAGGCAAGUCUCUAAUCUGGAGAAAGAAAGACACGACCUCAAGAAGCAGCUUGAAGAGCGCGAAGCGCGUCUCGAGAGACUUCAGAAGUCUUCCAGGACCAUGGCCGAAGAACUCCAACAACUCAAGAACUCAGCCAAGCUCCGACAGCAACCACAGACUGGAUCCGGAUCGUCGAGGACUUCGCUCGAGAGCGCUGGGAGAUCUCGCAUUACAUCGCCCGCUCCUCGCCCUAGUACGAGCAACAGCACGAAUCUGAGCGGAGCUCCGAGCGAUAUCAAUUAUGUCUAUUUGCGACAGGUCUUGUUGCAGUUCUUGGAGCAAAAAGACAAGAAGUUUCAAUUGCAACUUGUGCCAGUGUUGGGGAGACUGUUGCAUUUUGAUCAGGCGGAAGAGCAGAAGUGGACGGCGGCCAUUGCUGCAAAGUAGUGAGGGCAGAUGGCAAGCCGUGCGUAGUACAUUUUGUCCUAGACAUUGCAUUGAUGCCGGACGGAUGUGCAUGAGUGAGCAUUGAGCAAUCUAUCGUUGCACAGAGAGGUAAACGGAGCGAACAGGCCUCCGUUGUAUAUAUAGGCAGAAGUGAGCAUUGCAUUGCAUCGCAUUGCAUGGCGGGUAGGCUCGAUGAAAGUGAAAGCGGCGCGAAAUUGGAGCGCAUACAUGUAUCUGCUCAAUAAUACCGACUGAACGAGGACACUACGAGCAUUGUAUCUAGAAGCGUGUCUAUCAUUUGUCAAGCUGC
Molecule: messenger RNA, 5028 nt
Organism: Cercospora beticola
Lineage: Eukaryota; Fungi; Ascomycota; Dothideomycetes; Mycosphaerellales; Mycosphaerellaceae
Cellular component (GO): Golgi apparatus
Source: RefSeq, a predicted model, not a curated record